CAUUUAUUUGAGAGAACUGGAUUUUGCAUUAAUUAUUGCAUAAACUCUACCAUCAGAUGAUGAGCGAGUGGAGUCCUGUUGCGAUGGUUUACGACCCCCUCAGAGCGGGCAGUAUCGAUGGCACAGAUGUGGAACCACAUGACAGAGCCGUGUGGAGGGGCAUGCUGGCCCGCUACCAGCCUAACAAGGGUGUGACCGGUGACCCUCACCUGACGCUGUUCGUGGCACGCCUGAACCCGCAGACGUCUGAGGACAAGCUCCAGGAAGUCUUCUCCAAAUUUGGAGACGUCCGCAGGGUGCGUCUGGUCCGAGACAUUGUGACGGGUUUCUCCAAGCGCUACGGUUUCGUCGAGUACAAGGAGGAGCGCUCGGUGAAGAGAGCCUGGAGUGAUGCCAACAAGCUGGUCGUGGACCAGUACGAGCUCUUUGUGGACUUCGAGCAAGAGCGGACGCUCCAGGGAUGGAUUCCUCGCCGACUCGGAGGAGGCCAAGGUGGCAAGAAGGAAUCCGGGCAGCUGAGGUUUGGAGGCAGGGAUAGACCUUUCCGGAAGCCCAUCAAUCUGGCAUCCAUGAUGCCCCAGAACCGACCAGCAGAUAGAUGGGACGCAUCAAGCGAGAGGGAGGAAAGGCAAAGAGACCAAGAACAAGAUAGGGAACACGGACGAUGGAGGGAGAGGAAAAACGACUGGGAUAGAGGGAGUGAGCAAAAUGAUAGAGGUUACUACAAAGAGAAAAGAGACUCUAAACACCACCGGGACAGAAGCCGAGAGAAAGACUCCAACAGAAAGGAAGACAGACGACACAUAGACUCUUACAGAGACCGAGAAUAAACUUUGCAUGCAUGCA
Molecule: messenger RNA, 846 nt
Organism: Rhinichthys klamathensis goyatoka
Lineage: Eukaryota; Metazoa; Chordata; Actinopteri; Cypriniformes; Leuciscidae
Gene: snrnp35
Product: small nuclear ribonucleoprotein 35 (U11/U12)
Exons: 1
Coding region: 57-830 (257 amino acids)
Biological process (GO): mRNA splicing, via spliceosome
Cellular component (GO): U12-type spliceosomal complex; precatalytic spliceosome
Molecular function (GO): mRNA binding; snRNA binding
Source: RefSeq, a predicted model, not a curated record